This is a messenger RNA of Penicillium verhagenii, 258 nucleotides long. RefSeq lists its product as uncharacterized. The transcript is spliced from 3 exons. Bases 1 to 258 code for a protein of 85 amino acids. Lineage: Eukaryota; Fungi; Ascomycota; Eurotiomycetes; Eurotiales; Aspergillaceae. Gene Ontology annotation, molecular function: transcription corepressor activity. The record is from RefSeq and is a predicted model, not a curated record.
AUGCCUAAUGAAUCUUCACCGACUAAGACCUCUGCGGAGGAAUCUUUCCUCUCACAACCCAACUCUGAUGCCCAAGGUCAACUUACUGCGGCCGUCGAUGAACUCCUCGAUCAACUUCAGGGGAAAUUUGACAAUGUCUCCAAGGAAAUGUUUAGCAAACAUCAUCCAGUGGAUGAUAUGACCCGCCGCCUAGAUGAAUUGGAGGCUUCUCUGUCCGCAGCGGGAAGCGAUGCGGCCUCGGCGGCAACUACGAAGUGA